UACAUGUUUUCGUCUAUAUUCUCUACAAAAUUUCAAUUUAAUCUCUAACCCGCAGUGAAGACUAGAAUUAAUUGAAGAUAAAAUUACAUGACAUGAUAUUCAGUGAAUUGAUCGAAAUUGAGGAAAAAUCAAAAUUACACCAAUUUUGUAGAAAAUGGGAGGAAUAAUUAUACUCUUUCCAUCUCUGAAUAGAUGAUUUUCCCCUCUUCUAAGUUUCCGUCAAUUCAUCCAACACUAUACAAUAAGUUUAGGCUAAUUUUAACAUUCACCGACAAGUCACGGACUAAAUUAAAAAAUGUUAAAAGUUCAAGUUUCUUAAAUAAUAACUAACAACGAAAUUGAAACAAACACCAUAAUAUUAGAGUCUUGAAAUACAUAUUUUGCUUCUUUUUUCUUUUUAUUAAUCUUUUUAAUAUAGGUUUGAUUUUUAGGUCAGGAAUAAAUGUUAGGUGUGGCUGUAAUGUUGGACAUUCAAGUGUAUUGCACAUGCAGCGUGCACCAAAUGCCAUUAUGCUUUCCCUACCCCACACCUUCUUCUUCUUCUUCUCCUUCUAUGUUCUAAUUUCCUCAAUCCCCGCAUGAUUCCCCGCCACUCAUAAUCCAAACUCAAAAUUUGAAUCAACAAUUUUAUAAAUUCAGCCAAAAAAACCACACAUUUUCGUACCUUUUUUUCACUUCAAUUCAAUGGCUUCCGCUUUGAAGCAUCUCCCCUUCUUCUUCCUCCUCCUCCUCCUCCUCUCCUCUGUCCAAAUCGAAGCCAGAGUCAACAAAUUCUUCAGCUAACAGAUGGGAAUUUUAUAGAAAAAAGUGAUACAGGCAAAUUGUGUUUCCAUUUUGGAAGAAAAUUCCAGAAUGAGAUUUAGAUUCCAUAUCAGAUCUGUGUUUUAGUUUAAUUAUUGAAAUUCAGUCAUGGUUUCUCUCCACUCUAAAA
Molecule: messenger RNA, 931 nt
Organism: Momordica charantia (bitter melon)
Lineage: Eukaryota; Viridiplantae; Streptophyta; Magnoliopsida; Cucurbitales; Cucurbitaceae
Source: RefSeq, a predicted model, not a curated record